Molecule: messenger RNA, 1668 nt
Organism: Coccomyxa subellipsoidea C-169
Lineage: Eukaryota; Viridiplantae; Chlorophyta; Trebouxiophyceae; Coccomyxaceae
Exons: 14
Coding region: 1-1668 (555 amino acids)
Biological process (GO): intracellular calcium ion homeostasis; calcium ion transmembrane transport
Cellular component (GO): membrane
Molecular function (GO): calcium:proton antiporter activity; calcium ion binding
Source: RefSeq, a predicted model, not a curated record
AUGGGAGAAGCCUGCGAAGAGACGUAUGGAGUAUUUCCCUGCUCUACCACCCUGCCCGGUACAAUCGUGCUGAUGCUAGCAUACGGAUUCAUGCUCCUACAAGGCGCAAAUCUUCUUUCGGAUGGAAGCGAGCUGCUGCUAGAGGUUCUUAAUCCAGGAAUCAUCGGAGGGUUGCUGCUGCCUAUUCUGGGAGCACUGCCAGACGCCCUGAUCAUUGUGGUAUCUGGCCUGGGGGGAACCAGAGAGGAGGCUGCGGAGCAGGUCAGUGUGGGGGUCGGGACAUUGGCAGGCUCCACCAUCAUGCUGCUGACGAUUGCAUGGGGUGGAUCUUUGCUAGUUGGCAGAUGCGACUUGAAUGAGCGGGGAAAGGCGAUCAACAAGAAACUGACGAGGAAGUUCGAUGCGAUGGGCACUGGGGUGACCACGGACAAAUUCACCUCCAGCGGGGCUGUCAUCAUGGUGGCCACUGUGCUGCUGUAUGCCAUUGUACAGGUGCCAGCCUUCCUGGGCAACAAGGAGGACUACAUGGCAUCCCUGAUUGGCUCCAUUGUCUGCCUCAUCACGCUGUGUGCUUACUGCAUCUUCCAGGUGGCGUACCCGGAGCUGCAGCGGCGCAAGAUGGACCGCGCCCGGCACCGGCAGUGGCGCCACGCGGGCGUCCGAGCGCUCGCACAGCACGCGCAGCCCUUCGGCUCCAUGCUCAAUGAUGCAGGGGGUAUCAAUGAUGAUGUGGUGGAGGGUCUCUUCACAUCCUUUGACAGCAAUGGAGAUGGCAGCAUCGACGAGAAUGAGCUGAAGGGUCUGCUGCUGGGCCUGUGCAUCAGCACGGACGGGUCAUCGUCACUGGGGAGGGAGGUUGACUUCUGGAUGCGCGAAUUCGAUGCCGACCGCAGCGGCUGCAUCACUUAUGAAGAGUUCCGCAAACAGCUCAGCAGGUGGAUAGCGGAGAAGCAGAAGCAGCACGAGGAGGACGUGCGGCUGCGAAGGUCUGGCAAGAAGCUGGACCACUUGGAGUCGCGCAGAUCUGAGGUCUCCAUCGACCUAGAUCCCCUCCUCUCGAGGCACCAUUUCACAGAAGACGAGGAGGCGGCAGAGGCUGCUGACGAGGACGCUGACGAGGACGGCAGUGAUGACGACAAUGGGGAUGCCGGUGACGGCGCAAAGGAGCCACCCACGCCGCGCGCGAUCAUAUCCAAGGCCGCCGUGAAACUGCUGAUCGGGACUGCCGCAUGCGCGCUGUUCUCGGACCCCAUGGUCGAAGCCGUGUCUGGCUUCUCCAAGGCGUCGGGAAUCCCGGCUUUCUAUGUGGCCUUCUGCGUGACACCCUUUGCCAGCAACGCCAGCGAACUGGUGUCCAGCAUCAUCUUUGCCAGCCGCAAGCAGAAGAAGAACAUCUCACUCACCUUCAGCCAGGCACGCCCUGUUUAUGGCGCGGUGACAAUGAACAACACGAUGUGCCUGGGCCUGUUCCUGCUGGUCAUGCACAUCCAGCGACUGCCCUGGACCUACAGCUCCGAGGUCCUUGUCACCGUCGGUGCAACUGCGUUGGUGGGCCUGCUGGGAUACACACACACAACAUUCAGGACGUUCUGGGCGUUCCCUGUUUUGGCGCUCUACCCCCUCUCCAUCAUUGCUGUGUGGGGCCUUGACACCCUGGGCUUCAAAUGA